UUGGAUGCUAUCGUUUACCUUUGCCUUCACAUUCUAACUACUCUUUUCUUACCUCGCAAUCAUCUCUUUUCAGAUUCUCAAUUUACCAGAUCUGAGAUUCAGGCCCCUUUUUCGGUUGGUCCGAAACCUGGUUCGUCUAAAGCUCCGUAUCGUCGAGUUCGUGAUGAUGAAGUUAAUUUGAUUCCCGCUUUGAGCAACAAUUCUUUUGAAGCCAAGCUAGGAGCUCAGGGUUCCUGGGGAGAAAGAGCAAAUCAAGCACUGAAGUUGACCAGGGGCAAAGAGUUUAAACAUGAGAAGACCAAACGAAAGCGCGGCACAUACACUGGUGGAACUAUUUCUACCAAUGUAUGUUCUUUUAAAUUUAACGAAUGA
Protopolystoma xenopodis is the source of this 372-nucleotide messenger RNA. NCBI's taxonomy places the organism in Eukaryota, Metazoa, Platyhelminthes, Monogenea, Polystomatidea, Polystomatidae. The record is from the annotation of a GenBank genome assembly.